UACCCCAUUCUCUUUGUUUGUAAAAUCUCUGUUUCACAAGCCAUCAUCAUCAUCAAUGGCGGCUGCUGCAAGAGUGUUGAAGAUGAUGAUGGGGGCAUCAACCAUCACAAUAUCUUCAUCAUCCCUUUUAAAAACUGCAGCCAAUAGAUUAAGACCAUGUUUCACUACACACCCAAAAACCACAUCAUCAUUAUUCUUGUCUUCAAAUUAUAAUCACAAAAGAUUUUUAACAUGUAGUAGAGCUCUUCAUAAUAACCCCACAACAGAUAUUAGAGUUAAAGAGGAUGGAAUCCCUGACACCUUUGAUUAUAGACUCUUCUUUUUUGAUAAUUCUUCUGCCAAAAAGGUUUCACCUUGGCAUGAUAUACCAUUGCAUUUGGAUGAUGGAGCUUUUAACUUUAUAGUUGAAAUUCCCAAAGAAACAAGUGCAAAGAUGGAGGUUGCUACCGAUGAGAUAUACAACCCUAUUAAACAAGAUACAAAGAAAGGGAAACUUAGAUACUACCCGUACAAUAUCAAUUGGAACUACGGAUUACUUCCACAAACCUGGGAAGAUCCAUCAUAUGCAAACCCCGAUGUCUAUGGGGCAUUUGGAGAUAACGACCCAGUUGAUGUUGUUGAAAUUGGGGAAACCCGUGGGAAAGUGGGCCAACUUAUGAAGAUCAAACCCUUAGGUUGCUUAGCUAUGAUCGAUGAAGGGGAGCUAGACUGGAAAGUUGUUGCAAUUUCGUUGGAUGAUCCAAGGGCUUCACUUGUGAACGAUGUUGAUGAUGUGGAAAAGCAUUUUCCGGGCACUCUGACGGCAAUCAGAGACUGGUUUAGAGACUACAAGAUCCCAGAUGGAAAACCAGCUAAUAAGUUUGGUCUUGGCAACAAAGCAGCUAAUAAGGAUUAUGCCCUGAAGGUGAUCGCCGAGGCCAAUGAAUCAUGGGCUAAGCUUGUGAAAAGAUCAAUCCCUUCAGGAAAGCUUUCACUUGUGUAAAUAAAUGUAACAUUUCAGAUGAUCAUUUUCUUCCUUGUGUUGAUAGUGAUGUGCAAUUGUAUCAAGGAUCAUUCUUUCCCUUGAGACAAUUCGGGCCUAUAAAGAAAUUUCUAACUUUACGAAUUGCUUUCAAGACCAUGUCCUUCAACCAAGUUGACAUGGAAAGCAAAAAACCAAACAUUCAGAUAGAUUAGAUUACAUUGUACAACAAUUUGGGGGCAAAAGCUAUUUGCAUUUCAUAUGUUGAAUCAAAAGUACAAUAAUUGAAUUUGCAAAUUAUAUACACAUUCUUUAAAUGAA
Erigeron canadensis is the source of this 1282-nucleotide messenger RNA. RefSeq names its product soluble inorganic pyrophosphatase 6, chloroplastic-like. Gene Ontology annotation, cellular component: cytoplasm. The record is from RefSeq and is a predicted model, not a curated record. The transcript is spliced from 6 exons. Gene Ontology annotation, biological process: phosphate-containing compound metabolic process. Gene Ontology annotation, molecular function: inorganic diphosphate phosphatase activity; magnesium ion binding. Bases 56 to 982 code for a protein of 308 amino acids. NCBI's taxonomy places the organism in Eukaryota, Viridiplantae, Streptophyta, Magnoliopsida, Asterales, Asteraceae.